Molecule: messenger RNA, 2076 nt
Organism: Episyrphus balteatus (marmalade hoverfly)
Lineage: Eukaryota; Metazoa; Arthropoda; Insecta; Diptera; Syrphidae
Gene: Gnptab
Product: N-acetylglucosamine-1-phosphotransferase subunits alpha/beta
Exons: 4
Coding region: 162-2057 (631 amino acids)
Biological process (GO): carbohydrate phosphorylation; N-glycan processing to lysosome
Cellular component (GO): Golgi apparatus
Molecular function (GO): UDP-N-acetylglucosamine-lysosomal-enzyme N-acetylglucosaminephosphotransferase activity
Source: RefSeq, a predicted model, not a curated record
UCAACAAACAUUUUUUUCUUCACUCCUGUCGUCAUGAAAAUAAUUUCUUUGUUUUUGAUAUAUUUUUUUUAUCAAAAUCAAUUAAAAAACUAAUCCAAAUGAUUUAUUUAUUUAAAAUGUAACUAAUAUGCAAAAGAAUCUCUAUAAACUUGAUAGUAAUAAUGCUGCACAAAUUAAUUCCCUUUUGUGACAUUCGUUACUUAAUACGAUUUCGGGUGCUUCUCUGUUUGAUACCCUUGACCGUGAUUAUUUUCUGGAAGACUAAAUUUGAAUUAUUUAGUGAGUCGAAAGACUCCUCAGAGGAUUGUCCUCAUUUUGAUGUGGUCUACACCUGGGUCAAUGGUUCCGAUCCAGAAUUUACGGAAUCCAUUCGACAAUUCGAUCCACAUUAUGACCCCGCUCGAUUCGAUGAUAAGAACGAACUUAAAUACUCUUUACGUUCCUUGGAGAAAUAUGCUCCUUGGGUGAGGAAAGUUUAUAUUGUAACAAAUGGCCAAAUUCCUCAUUGGAUUGAUCUCAGCUAUGACAAAGUCUCUGUGAUUCCACACAGUGCAUUGUCAGAGUAUCCCGAAUAUUUGCCCACUUUCUCUAGUUCUGCUAUAGAAACGUUCAUACAUCGAAUCCCGAAUCUCUCGAAGAGGUUCAUCUACAUGAACGAUGACAUCUUUCUUGGUGCUCCUCUCUAUCCUGAGGAUUUAUAUACUCAGUCAGAAGGAGUGCGAGUCUACACAGCUUGGACUCUACCUGAUUGCGCAAUCGAUUGUCCUUGGGUGUACAUUGGCGAUGGAGCAUGCGAUCAGCAUUGCAACAUCCCCGAAUGUCAGUUCGAUGGAGGCGAUUGCAUCUAUGAAGACACUCAUCAAUCUGAAACCAAACGUCCAUCCACUCUCCCUCCUCCUGUCGAAUUGCCCAAAGUCGAACAACCUCGUCCAUGGAAGAAGCGAAAGCGAAACUCUUUCAAAGAUGUCAUUAAGAAGACCAAUCUGUCCACAUUUGAGGAAAUGAAGAGCAUUGUAGAGAGCUUUAAUAGCGAGCAACGCUCCAAGGCGAAGCCAAACACUGGUACUCCACAGCCAACGAAGGGGUACAAAUCGAGUGUGGACAUUUUCUCGCAAAGUCUCAUUCACACAAAUCGUCGAUUAAACAAGGAGUAUGGAUUCAAGGCAAGAAAUGUCUUGGCUCACGUUGGUUUCCUGCUGGACAGGGAUACCAUUUAUUCAAUGCAAAAUAAAUUCCGUCUCGAAGUUCAAGAAACUACCUCUCGUCGGUUUCGUGACCAAAAGGAUCUGCAGUUUGCAUUUCUCUAUUACAGCUAUGUCAUGAGUGAGACCAUGAAUCUGACUGUGAGUGAGAUUUUUGAUCAGUUCGACACUGAUGGCUCGUUGACGUGGUCUGAUCGGGAGGUGAGAACAUUUUUGUCUCGUAUUUACCCGCUGCCUCUGGACUGGUCAGCGGUGAGGUACUUUGAAGAGGUAGUUUCUAAUUGUUCACAGAAGCUGGGAAUGGGACAUAUAGAACAUCAGGAGUUCAGCACUCUGGUCUAUGAGCGCUAUGAGGACUCUAGUUUGCCAACAAUAACUAGGGAACUAGUAUGUCAAUGCUCUACUCUAGCGGAAGUGAUGGUGGACAAUUUUGCCCAGCGUCCACGAUACAAAUUCAAUAUGAAUUCAAAACGAGGGAUGCACAGUAACUUUAUGAUGCUGACAUCAAAUUUGACUGAGGUGGUAGACUCUCUUGAUCGUCUACGAAGGAGUCCAAAAAAAUUUAAUUGCAUUAAUGACAACUUGGAACCACAAUAUCCGGAAGAAAACGAACUAAUUCGUCAUCUUCUUGAGGAUUUUUAUCUUUCGUUCUUCCCCAAACGAAGUCGUUUCGAAUUGCCUGAAAGGUAUCGCAAUCGUUUUAACAACUACACUGACUAUGAAGCUUGGCGCUGGCGUAAGGGAUUAGCACUUUUUGUCGGUUAUAGUGCCAGUAUUUUAUUGAUUGUAUUUCUAUUGAGAUUCUGUUGUAUGCACAAGGCGAAGUUUGUAAGACGAUAUGUGCAAAAGAAAUGACAUUCACUCGAAAGGAGUG